Messenger RNA from Maniola jurtina (meadow brown), 851 nucleotides. RefSeq lists its product as uncharacterized. NCBI's taxonomy places the organism in Eukaryota, Metazoa, Arthropoda, Insecta, Lepidoptera, Nymphalidae. The record is from RefSeq and is a predicted model, not a curated record. The coding region runs from base 86 to 799 and encodes 237 amino acids. The transcript has 5 exons.
CGUUAUAUUAUAAGGUGUUUGUAAUGCAUAUUUUACUAUCUCUAGUCCGUCCAUCUCCACAUUAGUUUGUGUAUCUACCGUAAAAAUGAAGUUGCUAGUGUUUUUUUGUGUCUUAAGUAGCGCCUAUGUUAACUGUCAGUUAGCUUCGUUCAUCGAGCCAUGUCACGCGCAGGACAGGGCCUGCCUCAAGAGGUCGGCGCAAAAGGCCGUGGGUGUGGUGGCGCAGGGGGUCCCAUCGCUAGGCAUACGGCCCCUGGACCCCCUGCACGUCGAACACGUGGACGCGAGCACGUCGGGCCAUAUCCUGCAUCUCAGCAAGACUGUGGUCAAGGGCCUGAAGCACUGCAAAGUGUUGGAUAUCGGGCGCACUAAAAGUAAUGAAACUUUCGUUACCCUCCGCUGCCCAAACCUGGAGCUGGUCGGCGACUACUACAUCGGGGGAAAGCUGCUCUUCGUGGAAGCUAUGGGAAAAGGAAAAUAUAAAAUUACGCUGUCAGAAAUCAUGGAAACAGUGGUAAUGCAAAUGGGCGAGCGGUCGUAUAACGGCGAGCGGUACUGGACGGUGGACAGCUGGGAGCACCACUCCGACGCCACGGAACCCGUCCACUACCAGUUCCAGAAUAUGUUCGAGGGCCGCGAGAAGUUUUCUAAUAGGACCCACCGGAUCGCGAACGAGAACUGGCACCAGGUAUACGUGGAAGCGGCGCCGCCCAUCGUGAAGGCCAUCACCUCCCACGUCGUGGCGGAGAUCGCCAAGCUCUUCCAACACGUGCCCAUCAGACAACUCGCUUUGGAUUAAAAAUACGUCAGGAAACCCGAUCCUCGCUUUUGAACUAUACCCUGAUGUAGUA